AUGGCUUUGACUUUGAAGGACUUCCUGAGGGCCUUGAAAACCUCUCAUGUACCAAGUUUGUUAAAAGAGUCCAAUUCUUUGAAGAUUGUCUGCGGUAACGAAGCAGCAGACUUUGAUUCCAUUGCAAGCGCAAUUUCAUAUUCAUAUUUGAAUUAUGCCAAUGACAACUCAAUUGUACUUCCCGUUAUCAGCAUACCGAAAAAUGAUUUACUGUUGCGAAGAGAUGUCAUCUUCGUGUUGGACAAGCUAAACAUCACCACUGAUCUAUUGUUCUUCCUUGAAGAUCUUUAUUUCUGGAAAUCAGAAUGCCAUAAAUCUGUUGCAGCUGUACUAGUUGACCAUAAUGACGUUAUGAAUGGUAUGAAAUCCCUGAUAGACGACGUCAUUGGGAUAAUUGAUCAUCACGAGGACCAAAAAUUGUAUCUAGAUGUUAAUCCAAGAACAAUUGAAACCUGCGGUAGUUGUACAUCGCUAGUGUUCAGAUACUGGUACUAUGAUUUACAUCAUGAUCUGACGCAAAUGGUGGAAGUUAUAAUACUGUGCUUAGGUGCUGCUAUUAUCGAUACGAAUAACUUCCAAUACAAAGUCGAAUCUAAAGAUCUAGAAAUGUUAAAAUUAUAUCAAGAAGCUAUGCCAAAUUUUGAGAAGGACUCAUUUUUCUAUCAAUUGAAGCAUGCAAAAAACAACAUUUAUGGGCUCUCUGUGAGAGACAUUCUGAGAAAGGAUUAUAAACAAUUUGACUUCAUCUCUAGCAUGGAUUACGGCAAAGAAAACGUAACUGUGGGAGUAGCAUCAAUAGUCAAACCGUUGCAAUGGUUACAGGAACAGCAUCCAGAACUUCUUCAAGCUUGUAUUCAAUUUAAAGGUGAAUAUAGCUUAGAUGUUCUCGUUCUUAUGACCUCCUUCUCGGAAGACUCUCAAUUUAAGAGAGAAAUCGCAUUUAUUUCUGACGAACAGGAGUUACAAAGCGAACUGAUCAGCAAGAUUUCAGAAGAAUUAAAAUUGGAACCUGUAUCUGUUGUAGCCUCCAACACAACGUCGAAGUUCAAGAGGUUUAAUCAAUUGAAUCUUGCUGCAAGCAGAAAGCAGGUAGUGCCAGUUCUAAAAGAUGCAUUUGCCUCCUACAGCAAGAACUAA
Kazachstania africana CBS 2517 is the source of this 1137-nucleotide messenger RNA. RefSeq names its product exopolyphosphatase (gene PPX1). Bases 1 to 1137 code for a protein of 378 amino acids. NCBI's taxonomy places the organism in Eukaryota, Fungi, Ascomycota, Saccharomycetes, Saccharomycetales, Saccharomycetaceae. The transcript has a single exon. Gene Ontology annotation, molecular function: exopolyphosphatase activity. The record is from RefSeq and is a predicted model, not a curated record. Gene Ontology annotation, cellular component: cytoplasm.